Haliaeetus leucocephalus (bald eagle) is the source of this 4983-nucleotide messenger RNA. RefSeq names its product guanylate kinase 1 (gene GUK1). The transcript is spliced from 8 exons. Gene Ontology annotation, molecular function: GMP kinase activity. Bases 4101 to 4844 code for a protein of 247 amino acids. The record is from RefSeq and is a predicted model, not a curated record. Gene Ontology annotation, cellular component: cytosol. NCBI's taxonomy places the organism in Eukaryota, Metazoa, Chordata, Aves, Accipitriformes, Accipitridae. Gene Ontology annotation, biological process: purine nucleotide metabolic process.
GGAGCAGCCGAGGGGAUGUCCUGUCCUUAGGGCUCCUCGCACACAUCGAGAUGCCGAGUGUCUGCCUGCUCUGAGAUGAUGUUAAACUUUGUUGUGUUACUGUGGCUGGCUGGGGUUUUCAGAAGACAUCCCAAAACUUAGAAAGGUGGGAGUUGCAGCUUUAUAACGAACCUGCUAAAAAUAGAGAAUGGGAUUAUAAUCCUAAUCCAGGAGACCUUUCCUGGGGCUCCAGGGAAACUGUCCUUUAAUCUUCUUUUCUACUUUGUAAGGGGGCUCUACCUUCUCUUUAAAGCCUCUCUGCUAAUCAGCAUUAAUUUUGUUUAACUCUUGUGAUGUCUGUCCUUUGCUUUACUGGUCGUGCUGCUGCCUCCCAGUUAAAAUCCAGGGUGAGUUUAGCAGGCAGGAGCAGACUGAAACGUUCCUCGCCCUAGUGACAAAUUCUUGCGUCCUCCUUCGGGGACCACCUUGUCUUUUUGCAGCCCAGAGGGGUCUACGUGGCCGUUUGUCCUCAGUCUCAGGUGUGGCACCUCCCCAAACGUGAGGAUCUUUAUUAAAUAGCUGUGCUGCUCUGUUGCUGGUUGACUCCAGCCCGCUGUGGUUUUGGUGAUACGUGGUGGUUAGGCCGGAUCCAGAACUGUUUUAAGAGUAACCCGUUGGAGGCGAGAGACCCUCUGUGCUAGAUAUUUGCAGAUUGGCUGCUCUGAAAAUGCCAAAAUCUGAGCAAAGGGGGAAAAAAAUUGAACUUCUGCUCAAAAUAAAUAUGUACCUGUAAUGUUAUUGCUGCAAACAGCUUGAAAAUGUGACAGGCAGAUGCCUUACUGGGCUGGGAAUGAAACGAGAUUUAAAAAGCCCUAUAUCCACCAGAUCGGGUUUUUCAGGCUUUUUUGGUGUUUUACUUAUGGUUUUUGAGGGCUUCAGGUUGCCAGAGGGAGAGGAACUGUGUUUGACGGGGCUGGGGGAGCGGAGAAGCGUCGUUACAAGUGAUUUUUUGGGGUCAGGGCGUGUGUUUAACCAAAUCUGAUGGUGGAGGUGAGCGCAUCCUCUCCCACAUCUGCGCUGCUCACGUCUCAAGGCAGAGAUCAUCUCCUCCAUUCACCCUCCCAGCAUAUCUUCGUCCUUUACCUCUCCGGCCCCGAGCAGCUGCCCCCAAAAUUCCGCACUGUGCUGGGUGGUGAGCGCCUUCUGAAAGUGCUCCGUGGGAGCUGGUUUUGCUCUGCGCUGGCACGGAUUCCCAGUUUGCCAGCUGGGUGUUUGCUGUCUGCCGCCCACGAGGGCCUAGCCCCUUCAUCUGGCAGUGGAAAUGGCUUUUUUUUUUAUCCCCUUUAAAUUACGUCUUGUUUUCCUCUGCAGAUCUCCAGCAAAAGAGAAGGGAUACAUUUGGAGGGAGGCAAGAGUAAGCACCUCCAAGUCUCUUGGUUUAUUUUUAGCCCGUUUCUCAAAGAAGUGAGACCUGUGAUCGCAACCCGUGUGUCUUUUCUCACUUUAGUUCUGAGUAUUUGGGGGAAGAAAGGGAAUAAGGUAAAGGAGAGCAUCUCCAUCUUCCCCUGAUGCCCCACCAGUGCUCUUUUGGGCAGAAAAGCACCACCAGCACCAGGGCAGCGCAGACCCUGUAGGGUCCCACCAUGGAGGUGCUGGGACGUGCAGUUUGGAGGCCUGGGUUCGGAUCUGCGUGGGCAGGAGAAGGAGUUUCUCAGUUGCCUUCAUGGUGGAUAAGUAGCCUAAUUGUUGACCUGAGGCGAAGCAGCGGCUGGAGGCAACAGCCAUGCAGACUUCAGAAGAGGAGCAUUGUCUGCGGAAGGUGAAAUCCUGGCUAAAUCCAAGACUGAGUGAUUUUCUAAAAGAGUUGCCUCAACCACGCAACUGUUGGGUGUGUAAUGUGAGCGUAGCAGCUUUAUGGCCUGUUUUUUUUUGCCCGAUGUGCAUCGGUGCUAUCUAAGAGCCUAUCUGAUCUUGGUGUCUGUGGGCACCACUGCUUGAUCACCAGCUAAAGACGUGCUACGUUUGAGAAGGAGGGUGGGCUGGAGAUCUCCUAAGGCCCUCUCCAACCCGAAUGAGCCGGUGGUCUCACCCCGGAGGUACCAAACCUCCCUCUGACCCACAAAUAGCAGCUCUUCCCUGUGUGCGUUUGCGUUGGUGACUGCGGGGGAUGUGUGAUCUGUGAGGUUAGGUGUAGGGACGGGGAUGGUUCUGCUGUUUGCCGAAACGCCAGGCCGGCACGUGCUGGCACCUGUCAGCCCAUUAGUGGUGGUUGACUGCAGCUUUACUAGCCAAGAGAGCAGAGAGCAGAGGAGAAACCACAAGAGGAGAUUAAAGACCAGCAAGCAGUUUUCAUUGGCCAUCUUAAAAUUGCAGCUCGGUAAUUAAGGCUUUAGGCAGCUCACAAAUAGCCCAGCUUUCUGCCGGCUCACUCGUAUUGUGAGCCUGUUGCCGCUGCAAGGAGCUGGACUUUAUACCUUGGCUGAAAGGGAGUAAAAGCAAAAGGUAAGGAUGCGUUGGAGCCUGCUGCUAGCCAGUGCUCUGCCCAUUCUUCUUACCGCUUCCCAGUUUGUCUGGGGUUGAAUGAAAUGUUUGUAAAUUAUUUAGGCAGCUUUAGAUUCCCCUUUUCCUACCAGUGCCUGCUAAAGGGCAGAUAAAAUUUUGCAGAGGGAGAGAGGAAGGCUCUUCUCCCUCUAGCUGGGAUGUGAGCCUCCUGGCUGGGCUCUGCAGGCUGGGGCUGGGACUUGUGCAUCCAGAGCAGUUCUUGUUGGCACAGCCAGAUCACGGCAGAGGAAAAGCUGUGAAACGCCUGGACUGAAUCUGUGCUGGCAUCUGAAUGUCACUUGCAGGGGCUUUCGGCGGUGGCUGAGGAAGCUGGCGUGUGAUGAAGGAGCAUCGUUCAGGAGCAGGCAUGUUGUGAAGUGUGCUGGAUGAACUUUGUGUAGCUCCUCUUUCUCUUCUGGAGUGUUUUGCAAGCAAUGGUCAGGGCUCACCUGUUUUAUUUAUGGGGGCGAGAGGAACUGGCAGGGGCAGAAGAGAGGGAGAGAUGCUUGAGACAACUCAGCAAGCAACUCGGAGGCUUCCGUGCUGCAAGCACUGAAUAGCAUUUCACUGGUGAGGAGGUAUAGGAGGGUGUGCUUUCCUCUUUUGGUAUUGAACAUUUAGGCAAAACCUGUGACAUUUGGAAAUUAUCAAAUCUCGAGGGCUAAGGGAAAGACAGGACAGGUCCCUAGAAGGGCUUCCUAGAGCUUGUGCAGCCUAGUUGUGUUUUUUGGAUGAUGGAGCCUAAUCCAGCAAUGUUUCCAUGCACGUGUGAUGGGACCCGUCCUCUGAGAUCCCCGGAGAAUGUCUGAUCUGGUGGGCCUCUGGGGCUGUGGCACCUGGAGGAUGCCAACAGCAAAAAAAAAAAAAAAAUAUAGUUUCCUUUUAGAUGGUGAUUGAACGUGGGUGUUCUUACACCCACGUUAGCUGCUGCUGGCAUCUACUUAGACUUUGUGUAUUAACGCCCCGUCCUUACAUACACGCUUAGAUAAACUCUAGUCAGACAAGUACAAAGCAUCCUUGGGGAACGGAGGGAAAACUAUAAUUUGCUAGCUGGAGUGCUGCCUGGUAGAUGUCUGCGUGAUCGCAGAGCUGUGCAGGAGGGAUUUAGGGAUAAGGAGGUAUCCAGCUCACGCAGGCCAGGGUCAGGGAGGCAACCCUGCUAGAUUAGCCUGCCGCACAAUCUGCGGCUGAUUUUGUAAGAGAUGGCAUUUGGCUUAAGGCUGUUUAAAAAGUGAUUUGUAAGGUCAGGGUGACAUUGCUAUGAUUUAAUUUAAAAUGGAAAGGCAUUAUACUGUCUGUCGGCUGAUUGCUCCUGACUGAGGUCACGCCCAGCUGAUGAGGUUAAAAAAAAAAUGCAUUUCCAGGGGCUUUACUGCUUGCAGAAAGUAAUUGGUUUUAAAUAGGAAAAAUAGGCUUGUUUGAUUUGUUCUGCUCUCGUCAUCACCUCUGUUUUAGAAGCUGCUGAACUGCUGUUGAUGGAUGAGGGUCCCCAGCGGUACUCCCUGCACUGUUGCACAGGAUUUUCUUCUUUAUUCACAUGUUGGUAAUUAACCUUUCUUCCUCCCCAGAGACGCAGGCACAUGAAAACACCCAGUUUUUUCUUCCUGGCUGAAGAAACAACUGCAGAAAGGACUGUGUGGCCCCAGGCUGCUUUUUUUCACCUGUACCAGGAACCAAACCCUUCUCUCUUGCCACAAAACGCCUUGAGCUGGGCCAUGCAGGGACCGAGACCAGUGGUUCUGAGUGGCCCAUCGGGUGCAGGGAAGAGCACUUUAUUAAAGAAAUUGCUUAAAGAUUACGAGAACAUCUUUGGCUUCAGUGUCUCCCGUGAGUAUCCCUAUACCACAAGGCAGCCAAGACCCGGAGAAGUAAAUGGCAAAGAUUACCACUUUGUGACCAGAGAGGAAAUGCAGAAAGAAAUUGAUGCUGGUGAAUUCAUUGAGCACGCAGAGUUCUCCGGAAAUAUGUACGGGACGAGUAAAGGUGCAGUGCAGGCUGUUCAGGCCCAGAACCAGAUCUGUGUCCUUGACAUCGACAUCCAGGGCGUGAAGAACAUCAAGAGGACAGACCUGAACCCCAUCUACAUCUCCGUGCAGCCUCCGUCCAUAGACAUCUUGGAAAAAAGACUACGUGACCGAAAGACUGAGACAGAAGAAAGUUUACUGAAGCGUUUGACUGCAGCUCGUGUAGAUUUGGAACUUAGUAAAGAGCCUGGCCUGUUCGACUUGGUCAUUAUUAAUGAUGAUUUAGAAAAAGCCUAUUCCGAAUUGAAGGAGCUACUCCUGGAGGAAAUCAAGAAGACCCAAGAAUCCAGGAAGUCCUGAGCUGAGCCUGCUUGGACGUUUUAACUUUGCACAUCAUUCCUGAAGCACAUCAUGCCAUUUUAUUCCGAGAGACAUUCCCUUUAGGCUGAUCCUCCUCCCAAGUUACUCUAGGAUGUUUCUAUUAAAAGGAAAGAAAACA